AUGUUCUGCAGCACUCAUGCCUGGCUUUGCGUCGGAACGCUGCUGGUCAUCAGUUGCCCACGGUGCGCCCUGGGCGGAGGGUAUCCCUGCACGCCCGUGCCACGAGGGCGGCCACCUGCCAAAGGCACUUGCGUCGGCGACGUGGCACUGCUCCAGAGCUUCUUGCGCGUGGAGCCGCAGCCCAGACCCUGGGGCACGGGCGAAGCCCCUUCGGCAGAUGCCCUGAGCCUGGAGGCGGUCGCCGCCGCGGCGGUGCCUCCUGCCAAUCACACCAGGACCCUGGAGCAGGAGCACCGGUCCCAUGUCGGGCGCGGGUCGGCGAACUUCGCGCUGAUCUGCUUUGCGGCCUUCCUGCUCGUGGUGCUUUCCGUCGUCAUGUGCGUCCUCGUGAGCAAGCUGCACACCCCCGAGCCAUCGAAGGAGAAGCCGAAAGUGAACAAACCGACCAGGACUGUCACCAUGCUGUCGACUCCGAGUAUGUCCAUGCGCUCGGAGUGCUCCGUCCACUCUUUCGGCUCCAUCAAGCCUGCUGGCAGGCAGCUGUCGGACAGGAUCUGCGGGAGGAGUGCCAGUACGAUCUCCGUGCCAGGUGCAAGGAUGAUCGAACGAAGCUCCACGAGCUUCGGGAUUGACGGUGCAAGGGGGCAGCGUCCCCCGAGCUUGGCGAUGGUGCAGCGAGUUUCUUCCCAGCAUCCAGGCCAGAACCCGAUCGAGAGUCAGAGCAAUCUCAGUCUCAGUUUUGACGGGAACAACCGUAAGUCAUUUGCCGAUGGCGUCUUUCCAGUUGCCGCUCACGGAGACUGCAACUUCGUUGUGCCGGUGGACACGCUAGUGGAAUCGGCUGGAGGGGGCACGUUCUCUAUUACGGACGCGACCAGCAAGACGAUGUGGCGCGUGGCCAUCGAAGAGAGCAAGGACAGCCUUCGAAGCCUGCGGAUCUUCGUCGGCGAGGGCUCGACGAUCCCUUCCAUGACUGUGUGCCCGGCGAGCAGCCCCGGCCUGCAGAUCCUGAACGCCACUGGCCAGCUCUUCGGCAGGCUGGUGCUGCAGCCGAACGGCUCCUUCGUCGUGGUCACGGCCGAUCAGCGGCAGCUGCUCGUCAUCGAGGGGAACGAAGUCAACCUGGAUCUCCGCAUAUUCUCGUGUGACGGGCGGCCCAUGGCGGCCAUCUCCUGCAGCGAGGCGGCCUCCGCCGCGGGCGUGGAGCAGAUCGAGUUCCGGGUGCUGCCCGGCGUGGACCCGGUUCUCGUGAUCUCUUGCAUCCUCUCCGUGCUUCUCCUCGGCAGCGAUGACGACGAGAAGUGUAUGCUGGCCGUCGUCGAGCUCGAGCCUCGCAGGCGGAAGUCUGCGAUGGCUGUGCCCGCGGGAUCCGGCAGUGUGCCGUGCGCGGAGCCCUACGGCGCCUGGCGGCAGCGGCGUGCGGCCGCCUUCCUGGAGCACGGCGGGCCCGCCGCGGAUGGGCGCCGGCACCCACAGCCGGCGACUGACGUGACAGCCCGUCAAGAUCACCAGCAUUCACCGCGCGCUCCCUCAUCAUUCAGGAAGCUGUCGGCAGAUGAGGAAAAGGAUCUCGAGGAGAAGGCGUCCAAGCAGGGAGCCGCCGCCGUCGUCCAGUGGGCCAAAGACCCGGCCGGCACCCGCCACGCUCUUUGGCGGGUGACGAGAAUCAGGGGCGACGUCAGGAUGGGAUAG
Prorocentrum cordatum is the source of this 1692-nucleotide messenger RNA. Lineage: Eukaryota; Dinophyceae; Prorocentrales; Prorocentraceae. The record is from the annotation of a GenBank genome assembly.